ACGCCCACACCGCGGGAUUUUAUUAAGGGGCGGGGCUUACCCUCCCGCCUUCAGGGUUCACCCAAUAGCAGCGCUCCUCCACUUCCAAUUCGAACUGCCGCCGCUGAGGGGGCGGGGCUGGGAAGUACCCAAUCAGCGCCGGUGUUGCGGGGCUGAUCCCGAGGCGUCCUCCCUCAUUGCUAGGCGACGGAGGAAGUCCCGCCCCCGCCGCGCGCUAGCUGAAGCCCGCGCCGCUGCCGCCGUGUGAGGGCAAGAGGGGGCUGGAUGCGAGAGCAGCUCCAGGAACAGGCUCCUGAGACUCCGGUUUUCACAUCAGGAUAACGACUUGGGACCCAGAGUUCCGGCGCCAUGCAGAGAGCAUCGCGGCUCAAGAGGGAACUCGCCCUCCUGUCCACGGAGCCGCCUCCCGGCAUCACCUGCUGGCAAAACCAAAACCAGCUGGACAACCUGCGAGCACAGAUUUUAGGAGGCGCAGACACACCGUAUGAGAAAGGAAUAUUCAAUCUGGAAAUAGUUGUUCCGGAGAGGUACCCGUUUGAGCCCCCAAAGAUCCGCUUUCUGACCCCGAUCUAUCAUCCCAACAUCGACUCUGCUGGAAGGAUUUGUCUGGAUGUUCUCAAGUUACCCCCGAAGGGCGUGUGGAGACCCUCCCUGAACAUCUCCACGCUGCUGAGCUCCAUCCAGCUGCUGAUGGCCGAGCCCAACCCCGACGACCCUCUCAUGGCCGACAUCUCCUCGGAGUACAAGUACAACAAGCAGCUGUUCCUGCGGAACGCCCGGGCGUGGACCCAGAAGCACGCCAGCCCGCAGCCCGGGGCUUGCAAGCCUUUGGAAGAGAAAAUAAACCAAAAAGAAACAAGUACCAGCGGUGCAUCUAACACGCAGAAAAGAAAAGGGAGCAGCGUCGGCAAGGAGGAGAAGAAAUCUCGCCUGGAGUCCUGAGCGGUUUUGGUUCUUGUGGCUGUCGCCUUUGCUUUCACUGUCCUUUUCUCUUUACACAGGUAUAUCUAAUUAUUUUAACUCAUAUGUAGCUGGCUUUGGUUUUCUAUUUCCUAGGGUUUUUUUUCUUAAAAGUUCCAUUAUACAUAUAGAAUAUAAAGCUUUAAUGUAUAUUUUUUCUCUUUUGUUGUGUGGACUUUUCAGAAUGUUCCAAAUAAAAGCAAAAUUGGAAGUA
Columba livia (rock pigeon) is the source of this 1174-nucleotide messenger RNA. It is a transcript of the gene UBE2T, whose product is annotated as ubiquitin conjugating enzyme E2 T. NCBI's taxonomy places the organism in Eukaryota, Metazoa, Chordata, Aves, Columbiformes, Columbidae. The coding region runs from base 349 to 942 and encodes 197 amino acids. The transcript has 8 exons. The record is from RefSeq and is a predicted model, not a curated record.